ACGAACACAUGACAAUUCAAAUACAAAACCCCAAAAAAUUGAGAUUGUGUAGGUGCAUAGAUUCCCUCCAGCUAAAAAUAUCUCAGAUUAGUUUAUCCAUAUAAUAAAAACAGUUACAUAACAAACUAAAGUGAAGUAAACAAAAAAUCAGUUUAACAGUUAUUACAGAGAGAUAUCCAUGGCAUCUUCACUACCACUAAGUUUCAACAUCAUCACUUCCCAUCUCCCCAACAACCUUAAGUUCCUCACACACCAUAGUACUCACCACAACUCCUCAACAUCCCUCUCCAUAUCUCACAUUUGCUACAGCACUUCACCCGAAAGGGAAGAGGAGUCGCGGUGGCUAAGGGAGGAAGCGCGGUGGUUGAGGGAGGAGCAACGAUGGUUAAGAGAAGAGAGAAGGUGGGAAAAACAGCGAGAAGCUUUGUUGGUUGAAAUUCAGAAGUUACAACUCCGUGUUAAGGAGUUAGAGAGUAGAAACAGUGUUGUUGUAGAAGGCUCUUCAGUGUCCGAAACUGUUUCUGCAAUUGCCAAGUUAUUACAGCUGCUGAAGGAGGGGGAGGCGGGAAAGAAUGUAACUGUGAUCGCAGAAAGUGGAUCGAUUGCUUUGCCAUUAGUUUUAGAAGCAGCAAAGCAAAAUGAGGUUGUUGUCAAGGAAGCACCGCAACAGGAGAAGGUGAUUAGGGAAGCUCCUAAAGAAGCAGAAGGAGACGGUAACAAGGCCAAGAAGAGGCGAACUUUGAAAAAGGGAUCCGAAGGAGAUGAAGUUCGACUGAUGCAGGAGCAAUUGUUAAAAUUGGGCUUUUAUUGCGGUGAGGAAGAUAUGGAAUUCUCAAGCUUUGCUGGUGGGACAGAACGUGCUGUGAAAACUUGGCAGGCUUCAUCUGAUGUCCGAGAAGAUGGCAUUAUGACUUCUGAGCUUCUUGAAAAGUUAUAUACGGUGCAAAAGAUUGACACAGUGAAGGAAAAUCCCAAACAACCAGAUGGAACUGAAGCUAAGGCUAGUGCAAAUGGUGCCCCAAUUGCAUCUAUCAUGGAAAUAGAGGAAGUUCAGCAGACGAUUGUGAAAGAAGAUGGUGUGUCUGAAACUGAGGUGUCACACCAUAGAGUCUUUCUCCUCGGUGAGAAUCGAUGGGAAGAACCUUCCAGACUUUCUACAAGUAAGAAACCGGCGGAGACUACUAAUGGCAGCAGCACCACCGUGAAAUGUCUUACUUGUCGUGGAGAGGGUCGCCUGUUAUGCAUGGAAUGUGAUGGGACUGGUGAGCCAAACAUUGAGGAACAGUUUAUGGAAUGGAUAGAUGAAGGAAUGAAGUGUCCUUAUUGUGAAGGCCAUGGAUUUGUAACUUGUGAUGUUUGUGAUGGCAAAAAGAUGGUGAAAGCUUAGUGGAUAUAUUUGCACUUGUAUAUUCAUCCUAACAUCAGUUUUCUUCUUUUGAUUCUUCCCUUUCACCACAUAGACCAAAGAUAAAUUGUAUUGUAGAUAUCAAUAUUUGAGGGGAGGGUUCACAAUGAGAAUAAAAAUACUGACAAAUUUGAGUCAAGCCUAUAAAUAUGUAAAAAAAUAAUACAGAAAAAAUCUUCA
Capsicum annuum is the source of this 1585-nucleotide messenger RNA. RefSeq names its product protein disulfide isomerase pTAC5, chloroplastic. The transcript has 7 exons. The record is from RefSeq and is a predicted model, not a curated record. The coding region runs from base 179 to 1387 and encodes 402 amino acids. Lineage: Eukaryota; Viridiplantae; Streptophyta; Magnoliopsida; Solanales; Solanaceae.